AUGUGCUGGUACGGAUUUGCUUGUCACAGCAAGGUAGAUCCAUUGCACGAUCGACGAUUUAAGCAUCCAGCAUCGAUUUCCGCCGAGAAGGCGUGGCUGGCAGAAUGUGCCGACGAGGAAGCGAGGCUCAAGGCCGCCUACGACGCCGAGGAGCAAGCCCACCCCCUGCCGGAGGGGUGGCACAAGAUCAAGCACGAGCCGUCGGGUCUCGACAGCUAUGUGCACCGACAGUCGGGUGCCGUGUGCUGGACUCGCCCCUACGUCGUUCCUCCCACAACGGACAACGAAACACAAGAGGAGGAGCAUCUCAAGUCGAUCGCCACUCACGAGAUACCGCUGUUCCCUUUCGCCAUGAUCCUGCAGCUCACCGAGCUCGUUGCCCGCGUCGAGACGAAUCGGCUGACAUCCACGUACGUGGCCGAGCGGGACGAGGUGCUGAACGCGCUCACUGAGGGAUGGCGAACAACAAAGGACGAGGGGGACCGCAUGGAAGAGGGCGAAGUGGCCACGACGAACGAGACGGAGCGGAAACCCAUCAGGAAAGUAGCGCUGAUUCCGAUGUCGCUCCUGUUCUUCAUCCUCACGUUCGAACGCACCGAGCGGCCCCUGUGCCCCGUGAAGGUCUCACCCGCGCAGCUGCGAACGACCAGCUCUAGCAAGCCACCAGAGCAUGCGUGCCGGGUCGAGGUGCGGCUUGACAAUCUAAGCACAACGGGUGUCGCCACGACCAAGCGCGAAGCAAAGCAAAGGGCCGCGCAGCUGAUGCUGAAGCAGCUCCGACCCGAAGCUCGCAGCUGGGGCGAGUUGCUCGAUCUAGAAGAGGCCGACACGGCAGCGGCGCAGGGAGGUGGUGCCGCAUCAGGGUCGGCGCGGCGUCGCGGUGGCGAUGUUGAGAGUGACACUCACGCCAGCGACAUGCCCAACCUGCGGCUGCUCGAGCAACUCAAGGACGAAAUGCGGAAGCGCCUGGCCUCUUGA
This is a messenger RNA of Acanthamoeba castellanii str. Neff, 978 nucleotides long. RefSeq names its product Doublestranded RNA binding motif domain containing protein. NCBI's taxonomy places the organism in Eukaryota, Discosea, Longamoebia, Acanthamoebidae. The transcript has 6 exons. Gene Ontology annotation, biological process: primary miRNA processing. Bases 1 to 978 code for a protein of 325 amino acids. Gene Ontology annotation, molecular function: identical protein binding; primary miRNA binding; double-stranded RNA binding. Gene Ontology annotation, cellular component: microprocessor complex. The record is from RefSeq and is a predicted model, not a curated record.